AUGCAACCCUUGGCUGUGGGGCCCGUCCUGGCCUCAGCCUCGGCUGCCGCCAGGGAGCCCCGGCUGGCCCGCUGGUUGCGCUGUGGUAGCGGCAUCCUGGCGCACUUGGUGGCCUUAGGCUUCACCCUCUUCCUGACCGUGCUGUCCCGGCCCGGGACCAGUCUCUUUUCUUGGCACCCUGUGUUCAUGGCCUUGGCGUUCUGCCUGUGCAUGGCUGAAGCCAUCUUGCUCUUCUCUCCUGACCACUCACCGUUCUUCUUCUGCUCACGCAAGGCUCGGAUCCGACUACACUGGGCAGGGCAGACGUUGACCAUCCUGUGUGCUUUCCUGGGCCUGGCCUUCAUCAUUUCCAGCAGGACCCGAAGUGAGCUGCCCCAUCUUGUAUCUUGGCACAGCUGUGUGGGGACUCUGACACUGUUGGCGACCAUCGGGCAGUCCUUGUGUGGGCUCAGCCUCCUCUGCCCCCGGGCAGCCAGGGUCUCUCGUGUGGCUCGCCUCAAACUCUACCACCUAACAUUUGGGCUGGCGGUCUAUCUGAUGGCCACGCUUACCGUGCUCUUGGGCAUGUACUCGGCAUGGUUUCAGGCCCAGAUCAAAGGAGUUGCUUGGUACCUCUGCUUGUUCCUGCCUGUCUAUCCAGCCCUGGUGAUCAUGCAUCAGAUCUCCAGUGCAUAUUUGCCAAAGAAGAAAAUGGAAAUCUGA
Messenger RNA from Trichosurus vulpecula (common brushtail), 702 nucleotides. Its product is annotated as cytochrome b561 domain-containing protein 1. The transcript is spliced from 3 exons. The record is from RefSeq and is a predicted model, not a curated record. Gene Ontology annotation, molecular function: transmembrane monodehydroascorbate reductase activity. The coding region runs from base 1 to 702 and encodes 233 amino acids. NCBI's taxonomy places the organism in Eukaryota, Metazoa, Chordata, Mammalia, Diprotodontia, Phalangeridae.